AUGAACUCCAAAGUAUAUACAUCACGCCCAGAAGAAGCAGAUUUGUUCUUAGUUCCAAUUCCAUUAUCCGGAUUAAACCACAAGCAAUUCGCAGACCUACAUUUUCUAUUGCAAGAAAAGCACAAGAAAUACUAUUCACGAUAUAAUGGCUGCGAUCAUAUCUUUAUUCAUGGAAUUCCACCAAAAAAUCAAACCACAGCCGUUACAUAUCAAGAAAUUGCGACACUAACACCACAUUUUCUUACCCCAAACUAUGUUGUCAUGGGUGAUCACAUGAAUACAUGGAGAUUAGCUAAAAAUGUAAUUUUACCAUUAGAACCACAGACAAAGUACAUUAAAACGAAUAAAACAAAGAAAUUCCAAAUAGCAUUUGAUGCAGACACCACAAAUUGUACAGACUACAACAAAAAUCUUAGAGAUUUAAUUCGACGAGAAAUACAAAGAAACAAACACGUCGUUGUUGCAAAAACGCAUAAGGACAUGCUUAAAUUAAUUGAACAAUCAUACUUUUCUGUUGUAACCCCUUGCGAAGAUGAUGUGGCCCAUAAUUUUUAUGAUGCAAUCAAUUCUCUUUCAAUUCCAAUUGUUUACAGCGACAGAAUGAGAUUUCCAUUCGAAGAUGAGUUGAUUGACUACUCUGGCAUCAUUCUCCACUUCCCAGAGCAAUAUCCAAAAGAAAUACUGAAUGUUUUGCCUCAAAUGAAGAAACACACAGGAGAAAUGAUCAAAGAAAUCAUCAGUGCAAGAAAACUCUUCCAGAUCCACAAAGAAAACGGUGGAUACGCUUGGGCUCUGUCGUGGUCUUUGUAUAUGAAGUUUUUAGCUUGGCUGCCAAUCAGAAGAAACAGAGUACUCGACGACAACCUCCAAAACCCUCUGGCUUACGAUGCAAUGUAA
This is a messenger RNA of Trichomonas vaginalis G3, 897 nucleotides long. Its product is annotated as exostosin heparan sulfate glycosyltransferase -related family. The record is from RefSeq and is a predicted model, not a curated record. Lineage: Eukaryota; Parabasalia; Trichomonadida; Trichomonadidae. The transcript has a single exon. Gene Ontology annotation, molecular function: glycosyltransferase activity. Bases 1 to 897 code for a protein of 298 amino acids.